GACCGUGAUUUGCAACAUUUGUUAAAGUAAGUGUCUUAUGUGCAAACUUUGUGAAUUUUCACUACGUUCAAAAGUAACAAUACCGAUAAAAGUUUGAAAUUAAAGAACUUUUUAAAAUUAAAAGUAAAAACAAAGAAACAUCAAAAUGUUUUCACGAACGAUAAUGAGAAGUAUAACGUAUCAAAAGGUAAUGAGAACAUUUUCAUCAACAUCUGAUUAUGCUAUAGGAUAUAACUUUGAACUAAAUAAUAUGCAAAGAGAAAUGCAAGAAUUGGCUCGCAAAUUUACAAAAGAAGAAAUCAUUCCAGUAGCUGCUGAAUAUGAUAGAAGUGGAAAAUAUCCAUGGGAUAUUGUGAAGAAAGCAUGGAGUUUGGGUUUAUUAAAUAAACAUAUUCCUGAACAUUGUGGAGGAAUGAACGUUGGUACUUUUGAAGGUUGUUUAGUUGGAGAGGAAUUUGCUUAUGGCUGUACAGGAAUAUCAACUGCAUUAGAAGGAUCAGGAUUAGGUCAAACUCCUGUAAUUGCAUUUGGAACAAAAGAACAACACAAAAAAUAUCUUGGAAGGCUUAUCGAAGAACCACUUGUUGCUGCAUAUUGUGUUACCGAACCUGGAGCUGGAUCAGAUGUUGCAGCUAUUAAAACAAAGGCUGAAAAGAAAGGAAAUGAGUGGAUCAUUAAUGGAACAAAAAUGUGGAUAACAAAUGGAGGUGUUGCUAAUUGGUAUUUUCUAUUAGCAAGGACAAAUCCUGAUCCAAAAGCUCCAGCUGGUAAAGCUUUCACAGCUUUUAUCGUAGAACGCGAGUAUGAAGGUGUAACACCUGGUCGAAAAGAACUAAACAUGGGUCAAAGAGCUUCCGAUACUCGAAUGAUAACAUUCGAAGACGUACGUGUUCCACAAGAAAAUGUUUUGGGCAAAGAAGGCGAAGGAUUUAAGAUUGCUAUGAAAACUUUUGAUAGUAGUAGACCAAUGGUUGCAGCCUCAUCUGUCGGUCUAGCUCAAAGAGCUCUUGAUGAAGCUUUAAAAUACGCAAUACAACGUAAAGCUUUUAAUAAAUUAAUAGGAGAACAUCAAGCUGUAGGAUUCAUGCUCGCAGAUAUGUCGAUCGGUGUUGAGACUGCUAGACUUGCAUGGAUGAAGGCAGCUUGGGCUACCGAUCGUAGUCUUCCAAUAGCUUCAAAGCUUGCUAGCAUUGCAAAAUGUUAUGGUGGUGAUGUAGCCAACAAAUGUGCAACAGAUGCCGUUCAAAUUUUCGGUGGUGCUGGAUUCAACACCGAAUAUCCGGUAGAAAAAUUAAUGCGAGAUGCAAAAAUUUAUCAAAUUUACGAAGGAACUGCGCAAAUCCAGAGACUUAUAAUCUCGCGUCAUCUACUUUCUGAGGCUACUCAAAAAAAUAUAUAAUUUUUCUAACAAAAAUUUUGUGCAAUUCUAAAAAAUAUUAAUUCUUUAAAAGUAUUAUAUUAUAUAUAUUUUUUUAUAAAAUUUAUAAUAAUAUUUUGUAUGUUUGUUAUAACAUUUUGUAUAUUAAUUAAACGUUAAAAUCUUGUACCUCGUUAAUUUUUUAUAAAUACUUUGAAAUAUACAUUUUAUUAUAAGAAAACAUAAAGGAGAAGAAACGUGACAAUUUUGCAUUUCAUAUUUCGCGCUGAUCGGUGUUAGAUAGCGCUGCAAACGUUGUUCGAAAGCGUUAGUCAAGUGUAUUGUACAAUGAAAAGGGAUUACAUCGCAUUAUGUCCGUCAGGUCAUAGUUUUUACACGGUUAUAUUUGGUGAAGUCGUGCGUGGCGAGUUAUGCAACAUUUGGUGUAAAAGCGCCCCAUAAUAAGACGUCCAGAUAUUGUGACAUCUGACCUACUUAGACGAUUCUAACUGCCUGCAAACACGAGGGAACUAGGGAAUCUUUCGGAAAUUGCGUCUUUCCGUGAUACAUUAUUGGAACACAGUGCCGUGACUAGCAAAUUCUGGUACCCACUAAAACCUCGCUCGAUACGUUCCUUCUCUCAAAAUACUUUCCCUUUUGUUAUUGUUCGAUGUGGUACAAUUGAAAGUAAACAGUUGGAAGAUUAUUUCAAUGUUCGAGGCUUCAUACAUUAAAUUUCGCUGAGCUCUUUCUAUAGCGUGUACGAGAUCGGUAUAGUUAAUAUUUUCCCUUUCGUUAUCCACUGCCGUGCCUAUGAAUGGUAAAAUUGGGCGCAAAUUAAAUGGUUAGCUCAUUCUUACAAGACAGAUGUACCAUACCAUAGUAAAAAUUAACAUUCUUCGAUUUUUAUUUCAAACCGAACAAUCGAUUCUUUUAUCUAUGAUCAUUCAAAUUUAUAACUUUUUAACGCCUAAUUAACUAGUAUCUUUUAAUUUUGUUCAAAAUUACAAUUGCACACUCGUCGAAGCAUUUAAUUCGAUAAAGCGGAAUAAUAGCACUGAAUAACAACAUUCGUAAUUCAAUAAAGCGAAAUAACAUUUUUAAAAGUUAACGAGUCAAAAAUUAAACGUUCCUUAUAACACAAGAAUACGUUUUAUAUGUCUAAUGUUCAAGGCUCGUUAAAACAAAGCCAAUUAACGCGUACAUCGCAGAUCAGAAAGGGAACGUAAAAGAAUUCGCAUUCCGUUUUUUCGAGUUUUGAUCUCAUAAAUAUAACGCGCCUAAUUUUGCCUCGAUCGUUUUAAUUAAACCUUGACUGCCGAUUGAAUUAACGCGUAUGACACGUUGAGAAAAGACUUGGAAACGUACUUUAAUAGAUGUAUAGAAAUGGCAAGAAUCGCAACAAGGUGGGCGACGGAAAGCGUGAUUUGGGCGCGCGGUACCGAUAAAGAGAAUCGACGGCGGGCACCGGCGCUAAGCACACGGUCCUGGAACUCGUGCUGUCAGAGCGCAACGGUGCGCCGGACGCUCGCUUGACUAAGGGAGUGCCCGUCCCGAUGCAAAGUGUAAGUGAAGUGGCCUACAGACCUACAUUUGUCUAACGUUCGAUUUUUUUCGAGCCGGCGGACAGGAGGUUAAUAAUCCGCGCGGGGCUCAUUUUUCCGCGGGCGUGUGUGAUGUCGCUGUUAUGUGAUAUACUGAUGUUUGGUUGAAAGAGACGGUGUAGUUUCGGUACGCUCAGACGGCGCUGGCCGGCGCGGGGAGCGUAGUAGUAAAAAGAGAGGAGGACAGCAAGAGCGUGCGCACACGAGGAGAAAGA
This is a messenger RNA of Bombus pyrosoma, 3176 nucleotides long. RefSeq names its product probable medium-chain specific acyl-CoA dehydrogenase, mitochondrial (gene Mcad). Gene Ontology annotation, molecular function: flavin adenine dinucleotide binding; medium-chain fatty acyl-CoA dehydrogenase activity. The coding region runs from base 146 to 1399 and encodes 417 amino acids. The transcript has 11 exons. The record is from RefSeq and is a predicted model, not a curated record. Gene Ontology annotation, biological process: medium-chain fatty acid catabolic process; fatty acid beta-oxidation. Gene Ontology annotation, cellular component: mitochondrion. Lineage: Eukaryota; Metazoa; Arthropoda; Insecta; Hymenoptera; Apidae.